AUGAAGAAGAAGAAGACGACGAAGAAGAAGAAGCUAGUUAAGCAACAGUGCAGGAUACAAUGGAUAGUGCAGGGUGACAGAUGUACAAAUUACUUUCACUCUUCAAUCAAGGCUAAGAGGCAUCUUAAUAGAAUUAAUCUUCUGUAUAAUGGUGCAGGUGAUAGAAUUACUGAUGGUGAGGGAAUCAUUCAAGAAUUUAUCUCCUUUUAUAAGAAUCUUAUGGGAUCAAAAACUGUUACCCCAAAGCCUGACUGUAAUGUCAUUAGCAAAGGGAUCUGUUUAAAUGAAGCUCAAGCAAUUGCACUCUCCUCUUCUGUGACUAGGGAGGAAAUCAAAACAGCUGUUUUUUCCAUGGAUGAUAAUAAAGCUCCAGGUCCUGAUGGAUUUAAUAUGUCCUUUUACAAGUCUGCAUGGAGUAUUAUAGGAGAUGAAGUUUCACAGGCAAUUCUUGAUUUCUUCAGAACUGGGAAGCUGCUUGGUAUGAUUAACUCAACUUCCAUAUCUUUAAUCCCUAAAGUGAAAUGUCCAAAGACCCCUUCUGAUUUCAGACCUAUUGCAUGUUGUAACUGUCUAUACAAGAUUAUUUCAAAAAUUCUAGCUAACAGGAUUAAGUCAGUGAUGGGUUUUUUAAUUAAUGAGGCUCAAAGUGCCUUUGUUAAAGGAAGGCAAAUAUCAAGCAACAUCUUGAUGGCUCAUGAGAUUGUGAGGAGUUAUGGCAGGAAGCACAAUUCACCCAGGAUCAUGAUGAGUAUAGAUAUCAAGAAGGCUUUCGAUACCAUAAGUUGGAAUUUUCUUAGAGAUAUGCUUGCUAGUCUGGGGUUCCCUGAUACCUUUACAAACUGGAUCAUGAUGUGCAUUACAUCCCCAAAAUACUCUAUUUCUUUGAAUGGCACACUACAUGGUUACUUCAAAGGAGAAAAGGGUUUGAGACAAGGUGAUCCUAUCUCUCCCUAUUUGUUUACUUUGGGUAUGGAGUUCCUGUCAAGAAAAUUAGACAUGCUUAAAGGGGACAGAUCUUUUAAAUUUCAGUCGGAGAUAUAUUGGACUUCAAAUUAUAUUCUUCCUGUUAGAGUAUUGCAGAAGAUUGAUCAAAUGUGCAGGGACUUUUUAUGGGGCAAAACAGAUCAAAAGCAUAAAAUUCCUCUGGUUUCUUGGGACAAAGCCUGUUUGAAUAAAAGGCUUGGUGGUCUUGGCAUCUACUCAGCAACAAUUUGGAAUUUGGCAACUAUGCUGAGAUUAAUAUGGCAUAUCCAUAUUAAUAAAGAGAGUCUAUGGAUCAAAUGGAUUCACAGUGCAUACUUAAGGAAUGAUGAUAUAUGGCAUGUUCAGGCUAAAAACUGGGACUCAUGGAUGUGGAAGAAAAUUUUGAAAAUCAGAGAUAAAGCUGUUAGUUGUUGUGGAGGUCUAAAUAACUUGUUGCUGCUCAUCCAAUCUUGCUCUGAUAAUUCUAGAAUCCAGAUUUCAGCAUUGUAUAAUGCUCUCUCCCCUAAUUCUUCAGUUGUGCCAUGGCAUAGAACAGUUUGGGAGACUACUAACUUCCCCAGUCACUCUUUUAUCUGUUGGUUAGCAAUCCAAGAUAGGUUGCUCACUAUUGACAGACUGAUUAAGAGGGGAUUAAUGAAUACUAACAAUUGUUGUCUGUGUUCUGGUUCCGAAAACAGAAACCAUCUUUUCUUUGAGUGCUGCUAUUCAAGAGAAGUUUGGCUAAAAAUUAUGGAUUGGCUCAGAUUCAAAUGGCAGUCCUGUGAUUGGAAUCAGCUUGUGAUUUGGUAUUGUGAUAGAUUGAAGGGGAAUGGAUUCAAGCAAAGGAUCAAAAGAAUGGCACUAACUACAGCAGUUUAUAGUAUUUGGAGAGAAAGAAAUUUCAGAAUUUUCAGGCAAAAAGCAAGGUCAGCUGAUCAGCUUUUUAAGGAUAUCAAAUUCAGUGUUUUUUCUUUUGUUCUCAAUGGCUCAUUUAAAGCAGAAGACAGAGAAUGGAUCAUUUCACUUUGA
Molecule: messenger RNA, 1992 nt
Organism: Asparagus officinalis (garden asparagus)
Lineage: Eukaryota; Viridiplantae; Streptophyta; Magnoliopsida; Asparagales; Asparagaceae
Exons: 3
Coding region: 1-1992 (663 amino acids)
Source: RefSeq, a predicted model, not a curated record